AUGAAGGUUUCUCAAUGGGUCAACCCACCUACCUCCUCCACCACCAUCACCACCACCAACCACUUACCCACCUACCUCCUCCACCACCUCCACCAUCACCAACCACUUACCCACCUACCACCACCACCACCACUUACCCAACUACCUCCACCACUACCACCACCACCACUUACCCACCUACCUCCACCACCACCACAACCACCUACCUCAUCCACCACAACAACCACUUACCCAACUACCUUCACCACCACCACAACCACUUACCCAACUACCUCCAUCACCACCACCACCACCACCACAACCACUUACCCAACUACCUCCAUCACCACCACCACCACCACCACAACCACUUACCCACCUACCUCCACCACCAGUUACCCACCUACCUCCACCACCACCACCACAAACCCACCUACCUCAUCCACCACCACCACAACCACUUACCCACCUACCUCCAUCACCACAACCACUUACCCACCUACCUCCUCCUACACCACCAACCACUUACCCAUGCACCUACCUCCACCACCACCACCACCACCACCACCACCCACUUACUCAUGCACCUACCUCCACCACAACCACCACCAACAACAACCACUUACCCAUGCACCUACCUCCACCACCACCACCAACAACAACCACUUACCCACCUACCUCCUCCACCACCACCACUACCACCAACCACUUACCCACCUACCUCCACCACCACCGCCACCAAGUUCUGGGUUGAACUAUAAAUCUUUUAUGUUUAUUUUUCUUCUUACCAAAUGUCGAAUCCCCCGCCACGGAAAAAGGUUAUGA
This is a messenger RNA of Ostrea edulis (European flat oyster), 804 nucleotides long. RefSeq names its product integumentary mucin C.1-like. The coding region runs from base 1 to 804 and encodes 267 amino acids. The record is from RefSeq and is a predicted model, not a curated record. Lineage: Eukaryota; Metazoa; Mollusca; Bivalvia; Ostreida; Ostreidae. The transcript has 2 exons.